Molecule: messenger RNA, 945 nt
Organism: Diplodia corticola
Lineage: Eukaryota; Fungi; Ascomycota; Dothideomycetes; Botryosphaeriales; Botryosphaeriaceae
Product: nad-binding oxidoreductase with nad-binding rossmann-fold domain
Exons: 4
Coding region: 1-945 (314 amino acids)
Molecular function (GO): oxidoreductase activity
Source: RefSeq, a predicted model, not a curated record
AUGUGCUUCAACCGCACGCCCACACAGGAAGAGACUAGUUGGCUAACCUCUCCUCGUCCACCACCACCACAGGGUCUCGUCACCAACGGCGCCCGCGUCAUCAUCACCGCCCUCCCCACCGACCCCAUCGACGCCGCCGUCCACGAGCUCAACGACCUCGGCUCCCCCAGCGGCGGAACAGCAGAAGGCUUCCCGACCGACCUCUCCACCAAACCCGCCAUCGCCUCCCUCGCCGCCCACCUCACCACCACCCUGCGCCUCCCGCACCUCGACAUGCUCAUCUCCAACGCCGGCAUCCGGCGCGACGCGCCCACGCCGUGCACCAACGACGGCGGCGUCGCCGCGGCCGACCUGGCCGACCUGCAGGCGAGCAUGUGGUCGCACCGGGCGGGCGACUGGGCCGACAGCUUCGCCGUCAACACGACGGCGCACUACUUCCUCAGCGUCGCGCUGGUGCAUCUGCUGGCCGCGGCGGCCGAGAGGAUGGUGGCGAUCGACGAGCCGGCCGGGGGAGGGGGGACAGGAUCAGGGACAGGACUGGGGACGACUGCCGUCAAGGGCAGGGAGCUGGGGUGCGGCAGCGUCGUCGUGACGAGCUCGUGCGCGAGCAUGCACAACUGCACCAACGUCGACCUGACGAGCUAUGCGACGAGCAAGGCCGCGACCGACCAUCUGGUGGCGUUGCUGGCGGCCAAGUUUGCGCGCUUCUAUGUGCGGGUGAACGCCAUCAAUCCGGGUUUCGUGCCCAGUAACAUGAAUCCCGUGGGCGCCGAGGGAAACAUGUUUGCCAAUUUGUUUGACAAGGUCCCUGCGCGGAGGGCGGGGAGGCUGGAGGAUAUUGCGGGAACGGUGCUGUAUCUAUGCAGUCAGGCUGGAGCGUAUGUCGAUGGGCGCUGUCUGUGCGUGGACGGUGGUAGGGUUCUCGUAGCAAACGGUCAAGAGUGA